UGACAGCAAAAUGCAUCUAGAGCAUGAUUUGAAGAAACAAGCUUUGGACAACUGAGAAAUAGAUUAAAAAAAAUGAAUAGUAUCAAACCUGACCUGAUCCAGCUGCACAAGAUCCGAGAUCAGCAUCUUGUAUGGCUCAAUCACAAAGGAGUGAGACAGAAGCGCCUGAAUGCAUGCCUUGGAAUCAAGAAUGAGAAUGCUGAUGAGAUCUAUUUUAUCAGUGAAGAAGAUGAAAACCUGCCACAUUAUGAUGAGAAAACUUGGUUUGUUGAGGAUAUCAAUCGAGUACAAGCAGAGGACUUGCUUUAUGGGAAACCUGACGGUGCACUCUUAAGUCCUGAGAGUAGCAAGAAAGGAUGCUAUGCCUGCUCUGUGGUACUUGUGCUCCCAACCAUACCUUCUCCCAGCCCACCAUGAGGAUUUUCACAUCCUGAGCUUUUGCCAACAUAGUUUCCUGUGCUUAGAGUUUAUCUGCCAGCUCAGAUGUCACCUCCUCUAAGAAGCCUCCCAUUUCCACUCUCCUGCUAACAGGUAAGCUCUCCUGCUCUAACACUUGUGCUCCUAAGUGUA
Heterocephalus glaber (naked mole-rat) is the source of this 570-nucleotide messenger RNA. Lineage: Eukaryota; Metazoa; Chordata; Mammalia; Rodentia; Bathyergidae. The record is from RefSeq and is a predicted model, not a curated record.